Solanum stenotomum is the source of this 311-nucleotide messenger RNA. Its product is annotated as putative EG45-like domain containing protein 1. The annotation marks the transcript as partial. NCBI's taxonomy places the organism in Eukaryota, Viridiplantae, Streptophyta, Magnoliopsida, Solanales, Solanaceae. Gene Ontology annotation, cellular component: cell wall; apoplast. The record is from RefSeq and is a predicted model, not a curated record. Gene Ontology annotation, biological process: systemic acquired resistance. The transcript is spliced from 3 exons.
AUGGCAAUAAUUCCUAAAAGUAUUUUUCUUUUAAUUAUUGGUGUUGUGGCAACUUUGUUCUCCAUAGCUUUAGCUAUACCAGGGACAGCAGGAUUUUAUAGGAAGGAGUACUAUGUUCCUACAGUAUGUUAUGGGAAAAAACCUCAAGUGCCAAGUCCUUGUACUGGCAAAAGUGUUGUUGUAAAAGUUGUUGAUAAUUGCCCUGGUUGUGGUCCAAGUGAGCAUGUAACAAUGGAUAUCUCUGAAGAUGCCUAUAGAAUUAUUGCUAAUCCUGUUGUUGUCCAAGGCCAUGUAAGCAUUGACUAUGUCAA